CCGAUACCUUUUAAUAAACAUACUACAGCUUGCAGACAUCUUGCUUUCGUGUUUUCUUUCUUUUUUUUUUACAUAGAUAUUCACUUGGCUUAAAGUUCCUAUAGAGGGUGCACCUGCUGAAAAUGGUACUCAUCAGAAUUCUCUAGGCAGGAAGUUAAGUUCCCUAGGAUUUAAGUGCACUCCAAAAUUGGAAUUGGGGAUCAGCUGUUUUCUACUUCAUUCUUGGAUCUUCGCAUUCGCUGUAUUCCGUUCUGGUGAUCAUCAGCAUCAUCAGGGUACGGCAAUGGCGGCAAAUAAGAGUGUAACUGUCCUGGUACCUAAUGGACGUCGACAAAAUGUCAAAGUCACGGCAAAUACAACCAUUUUACAGGUCCUUGAGGAAGUCUGUCAGAAGCAUGGUUAUAAUCCUCAGGAAUAUGAUGUCAAGCAUUACAACAAGGUCUUGGAUGUCAAUUCCAUAUUCCGCUUCACUGGUUUACCAAAUAAUGCUCAAUUAGAAUUGACAGCUUGUACAAAACCAAGACAGGAGUCCAAUGUUACUAUUGGUAUACAGUUGGAAAGUGGAGAGCGUCUGAUGGGAGACUUUCCUCCUAGGACGCCAUUGAAUCAAAUUCUGAUGAAAUUAUGUCCUAACGAAUCAUUUUCUACUGCAAUUCUAAUUUAUAUGCAUCGUGAGAUCUAUGGGCAAGAGGAUCUAGAAUCAACUACCCUCAAGUCACUAGGACUUUGCAGUGGCAGGGCAAUACUGAGAUUAAUUCAUCGCGAUCCGUCUCAGUUGAAAACACAAGCCCACGUUUAUGUGCCUUCAACUCCAAAGCCUUCCAAAGAGGAUAAUUCUUCUGAGGAUGAGACACGUUCAAGGCCAUCCUCAUCUUCGCUCAUAGACCCUCACAAAUCAUUAGAUCCUAUUACGUUACUAAGAGCACAAAAAGCAAAAUUACAGUCACUGGAUAGUUCCAAAGACAAUAAAGAAAAUCAACGAGAAUUAAUAGAGAAUACAAAUUCAUUAAAAUCACAAAAGGAUGCAGAAGUUUCUGACAAGGAAUCUUCAACAAAGUCAACAGAAUGCAUAAAACCAAAUGAAUUAAGUAUUUCACCUACAGAGGAACCAACAGUAACAUUUUUGGGCGAGAGAAACGCUUUGCUCUUUAACCAAGCAGGAGCUGAAGCUCUACCUCGUGAGGAACUUCCAGAUAAUUUCUUUGAAUUGACAGUUCAUGAUGCAAAAGCACUUUUGCGGGAUAUUAAAAAAAGAAGAGAGGAGCUUGAAGAAGCUCCAUUGCAGACUGUGUCACAGCGUGAACUAGAUCACAAUAAACGGACAUUACAACAACUACAUAAAUAUCGUCGAACAGUGAUUAGGAUACAAUUUCCAGAUCAAAUGGUACUGCAGGGUCUAUUUGGACCACUCGAAACGAUUCAGACUAUCAAAGAUUUUGUGAAAAAUUAUUUGGCAAACCCUGACGUCGACUUUAUCCUAUAUACGACUCCGCCAAAACAUAUACUUAAUUCAGAAAAACGUUUGAUUGAUGAGGAACUCGUUCCAUCAGCCAUUCUUCACUAUUCUGGAGAUUCAGAUCUUAAAUCAGAAAUAAAAACAAAGCUGACAGAUCCUCGAGCUGCUGGACUUCAAGCUGUCAAAUCAAGAAUGGUCAUGACACGAGAGGAUCCAGGAACUUCAAACAUGGAAAGCAUAGAAAAUAUGGAAGUUGUUGAGACUACAGAGGCUAUAGCAGUAACUAAUCAGGAGGACCUAGUGGUAGCUGGACCAAGUAGAAAUUCAUCCGUGACUGAAAAUCAAGAAUCAAGUAAAUCAGGAAAGAGUCAAGUACCAAAAUGGUUCAAACCAUUCAAAUGACAAGGUUCAGAGUAUGGAAACGUGUAUAAAAAAGAUCGUGAGUGCAAACCACAACGUUUACUAGUUUAUUAAAUUUGUAUAUCAUUGUGCAUUUAAUGAACAAAAAAUUAUAAAAAAUAUAAAGCACGUGGAAUCGCGUAUUUGAACGAGUCUUUUGAUGCGUAUCAAUUACAUUUAUAC
Molecule: messenger RNA, 2038 nt
Organism: Cephus cinctus (wheat stem sawfly)
Lineage: Eukaryota; Metazoa; Arthropoda; Insecta; Hymenoptera; Cephidae
Product: tether containing UBX domain for GLUT4
Exons: 7
Coding region: 284-1858 (524 amino acids)
Biological process (GO): signal transduction
Molecular function (GO): protein binding
Source: RefSeq, a predicted model, not a curated record